AGAGAUGACAUUGAGAAGGUGGGGGAUAAUAAGAAGAUGGAACAGCAGCUGAAAAAUGUCAACCAGGAUGUGGAACAACUGAAGAAGCAUUUGCAGGAGAACAAAGAGGAACAAACAUCAACAAAAGAAAAAAUAGAAGAAAAAAUUGAAAAAUUAAGAGAUGACAUUGAGAAGGUGGGGGAUAAUAAGAAGAUGGAACAGCAGCUGAAAAAUGUCAACCAGGAUGUGGAACAACUGAAGGAGAAUUUACAGGAGAACAAAGAGGAACAAACAUCAACAAAAGAAAAAAUUGAAGAAAAAAUUGAAAAAGUCGACAGCUAUGUUAUUGCUUUAGAGAAACACGCUAAUGAACAGGCUGAGGAGGCAAUAGAAAAA
Owenia fusiformis is the source of this 375-nucleotide messenger RNA. The record is from the annotation of a GenBank genome assembly. NCBI's taxonomy places the organism in Eukaryota, Metazoa, Annelida, Polychaeta, Sabellida, Oweniidae.